Ambispora gerdemannii is the source of this 554-nucleotide messenger RNA. NCBI's taxonomy places the organism in Eukaryota, Fungi, Glomeromycota, Glomeromycetes, Archaeosporales, Ambisporaceae. The record is from the annotation of a GenBank genome assembly.
UAAACUUGCGGCAUGCUUGUCAUCAAUUUGCCCUGGAACAAAUCCAAAUUCAACGCGAACAAUUAAAAAAAAUAGGAUUAUUCACUGAUUACCAGAAAUAUUAUCUUACUCUGGAUAAAGAAUACAAAGCCGAGCAAAUACGAGUUUUUGGAAGCAAAAUUCCACUUUUGGAAAAAUGGCAAGGAAAAAAAAUAAAAGUAGAAAAAAUUUUUUUAGGAGAAAAACUAUUGGGUUUAACUUAUUUUCAUCCUUAUCAAAAAGGUGCUAAGGGAUACGUUGUUGAUGGCAGUGAUUUUAUUGAAGAGAAAGAAGGCACAGGCAUAGUUCAUUUAGCACCAGCUUUUGGAGCCGAGGAUUUUGCGAUGGCUAAAAAAGAAAAGUUGAUAAUUGAUUGUCCUCUCGGACCUAAUGGCUUAUUUAAUGAAAAAAUUGGAGUUUCAGAAAUAGUUAACAAACAUUAUUCAGAAGUUAAUAAAUACGUUGUUGCCGAUUUAGAAAAAAGAAACUUAAUAGUAAAAAAAGAAAUAAUUACUCAUAGUUAUCCUCACGAUUGA